AUGGUUCCGUCAGAGAUCGAGCCAUCUAUGUCGGAAUCUGAUAAUCGUUUCGCCAAUCUAAGAGGCGUACAGUGGCGCGUGAAUCUCGGUGUUCUUCCGUUUCAUGCUUCUUCCAUCGACGAUCUCCGCAGAGCAACAGCUGAAUCUCGCAGAAGAUAUGCUGGUUUAAGGAGACGCCUCUUGAUAGAUCCACAUUUAAGUAAAGAUGUUCGAAAUUGUCCUGAUCUCUCAAUCGACAAUCCAUUAUCACAAAACCCAGAUAGUACAUGGGGUCGAUUCUUUCGUAACGCGGAGCUAGAGAAAACAUUGGAUCAAGACUUGUCAAGAUUGUAUCCAGAGCAUUGGAGCUACUUCCAAGCUCCUGGAUGUCAAGGAAUGUUAAGACGUAUUCUACUCUUGUGGUGCCUUAAACAUCCUGAGUACGGAUACCGACAAGGAAUGCAUGAGCUUUUGGCUCCGUUGCUUUAUGUGCUUCAUGUGGAUGUUGAUCGUCUCUCUGAAAAGUUCUUAGAGGAUUUCACAGACGAUGAGAUCGGUGGUAUUCAAGGAAACUCAAAGAAGAUCAAGACUCUAGAUGAGCUUGAUCCUGAAAUCCAGUCCAUUGUCAUGUUAAGCGAUGCUUACGGAGCAGAAGGAGAGCUCGGGAUCGUCUUGUCGGAGAAGUUCAUGGAGCAUGACGCUUACUGCAUGUUUGAUGCUCUCAUGAGUGGAGCUCACGGUUGUGUCUCAAUGGCUGGAUUCUUCUCUUACACUCCAGCUAUUGGAUCACACAGGUUUACCUCCGGUUCUUGA
Microthlaspi erraticum is the source of this 792-nucleotide messenger RNA. Lineage: Eukaryota; Viridiplantae; Streptophyta; Magnoliopsida; Brassicales; Brassicaceae. The record is from the annotation of a GenBank genome assembly.